AUGACCGCUUCACAGAAAAACAAUUACAAAAAACGGCAUCGCUUGCUCUUCGAAAAGUUCAGGGCUGACACGUCAACGUUGGACAAAGGAGACAUCGCGCUACCCGAAGCAGUGAAUUUGGAAGUAGAGCAGGCCAAAGCAGCACAGUCAGAGGGGACAAUUUCAGAGGGAGCAUUGCCAGAGGCCACACCAUCGGAGGCCGUACCGUUAGAGGCUGCAUCAUCAGAGGCAGCACGGGUGGAAGCAGAAAAAAUUAAGGCUUUGCAACAAAAGGUGAUGACCGAUAUGGAAGCUAAACGGGAAAGAAAGGCCAAAAUGAAGGAGGAAAAACGGCUGGCCGAUGCCAAAAAUGAGGCUCGAACGUCGCAGAAGAAAAAGGAUAUAGAAAGUGAACCCGAAGCCGAGGUUCUAACAGAAGGCUCAGCAGAUACGCCAGCAGCCAGUAAACCCAAGAAGAGCACGCUUAACUUGAAGUCCACUAGCAAUGUGAUGGCUCAAAUAUUGGAAACCAGCUCCAAGAAUGGCGUUGCACGUCCAAAUAAGCCAGAGAAGGAGGAGGGAGAGAAGGAGGAAGAGGAAGAGGAGGAAGUACUUGAUUUUCUUCAAAAAUACAUUACGUCUAAGGACCGCGGGCGUCUUUCCUCAAGGGACGAAAACUUGCGCUUAAAAGAGGUGCAUGUCCCCCUGCCUCCUGUCCCACGUGUCGCUUUUGGCCUCGACCGAGUGCUUUUCAAUCCCGGUGUCUACCAGCUACGUGACCCUCGGUCUCUUGUUUACAAUUUCGACCCCUACCUCGACCAGAUCAUGCCCGUAACGGAAUUUGACUUUAGUACGUUGAAGCCAUAUGUCACAUCCUCUCAAGAUGUGACGGCUUGCGAAAUGACCAAAAAGAAUGAGAAGAAAUACUACGGCUCCUCGUCGAGCAUGACUUCAGUUCUCGCUCAUUUCCAUUAUCUUCUGUCCGCGUGGCGGCCUGUCGACACUAGCAAAAUUACUCAGGGGUUCGAGGACCCUUUACGGACCUUCACUCGUCUCCUUCGAGCGCCGACUGCCAUGUUCCUUCGUUAUAAGGAGAAGGAGGAUAUUUACGCCAUUGAUGCUGACAAGGAAUACGAUUACGCUAAUAUUCUUAUGAACCUGGGCAAGUCCAUGGAGAAGCAACUCACUAUGCCAAAAGAACAAUUUGAGCGCUACCGCCGCAGUGACGCAAACAAGAUCACUGCCGAGGAAGAAGCAGCCACCCCAGAGUCAUACCACUACAGCACCGUUGGCAAAUUCCUCAUGCGAUCACAACUCGACGCUUACGAUCCCAGACUACCAGGUACUGGCAUGUUCGACUUGAAAACACGUGCAGUGGUUUCCAUCCGCAUGGAGGCCACCGAGCACGAGCGCGGAAUGGGCUACGAGAUCAGACGCCGGUAUGGCAAGUGGGAGUCCUACGAACGCGAAUACUUCGACAUGAUCCGCGCCGCCUUCCUCAAGUAUUCCCUGCAGGUCCGCGUUGGCCGCAUGGACGGCAUCUUUGUCGCGUAUCACAACAUCGAGCGCAUCUUCGGCUUCCAAUACAUUCCUCUCGACGAGAUGGAUCAGGCUUUGCACGGCACACCCAACACCGCACUUGGAGACAAAGAAUUCGAACUGAGUCUCGGUCUGUGGGAGAAGAUCCUCGACAAGGCAACACAGAAGUAUCCCAAGAAGUCUUUACGUUUCCACUUUGAGACCCGCGAGGACACCGUCCCGUACAUGUACAUUGUCGCGCAGCCUGUCACGGACGAAGAAAUUGAAGCCAUCCAGACGAAGAACAAAGCCCACAUCGAUGCCAUCCAGGACCGUCUUCUCAACCCAGAGCAAUUCAUCGACAGGAGUGCGGAGGCAGCAGUGGGGGAGCACGAGUCAGCCGAGGAGUCGGCCGACGAGCUAGAGGAGGAGUCAGAAGAGGAUCUUGACGAGGAAGACGAAAAUGAAGCUCUCUAUCCAGACGAGCCAACCGACUCCGAAUUCAAGAUCCUCUAUUCAAAGCACUCAACCGAAGCCGAGUUCCUCUAUGCAGAGGCUGGGUCAGCGGAGGCGGAGGCGGAAGCCGAAGCCGAACCCGUCCAUCUAAAGGAGGAUCCCUCCGCUGAAUCCCUGGCGGAUUCCCUCUUCCCCAAAGAAGAAGGCGAAGAGGCCUCUGAAGCCGAAAAGGCCGAGUACGACCCUUCCUUCGAACUCUCCCAGGCCCCGGAACCCCCGGUCGAGCCCACCAAGACUGUCCCCAAGCGCGAUCGCCCCAACUUCAACGACUACGACGAGAACGCGUUCGGGAUGGCACUCGUGGUGAAGAGCAAGGUGAACGAUGUUCCGGUGCAGCGGCCUACGUGGUUCACCGACGGCGACAGGUGGACUGUUGACUACGAGCUCAACGAGCUUACUGUGGAGGAGAGUAACCAGGUUCUGCGGGCGUGCAAGAAACGACGCAAUGUCGCGUUGAGAAAGAACGUGCAGGAUCAUGGACGGAGUUUCUUUACGACUUUGAAAAGGGUGACUGAUAGAGGACGGGCUUGGCGGAAGCGGAUGGAUGAGAAGGAUCGUGAGCGUGGGAUCCUUGUUUACAAGGAUUCUAGUGAGAUGUGA
Messenger RNA from Penicillium digitatum Pd1, 2613 nucleotides. Its product is annotated as putative Mitochondrial mRNA processing protein. Gene Ontology annotation, biological process: mitochondrial RNA 5'-end processing. Lineage: Eukaryota; Fungi; Ascomycota; Eurotiomycetes; Eurotiales; Aspergillaceae. The record is from RefSeq and is a predicted model, not a curated record. Gene Ontology annotation, cellular component: mitochondrial envelope; mitochondrion.